AUGGCAGACGCAGAACAGCAGUACCAGCUUUCUCAAGAGCAGAUUGAUUUCUUCGUGGAAAACGGAUGGCUCAAGUUAAGCAACUGCUUCUCCAAGGAGCAAGCAGCUGAGCUGCAGUCGACGCUUUGGACCAGGCUCGGGAUGGACGAGCACGACAUGUCGACAUGGCACACCGAACGCACCAACAUGCCCCACUGGAAGAAAUUCCAGGUCGAAGAGUUUGCUCCACGCGUCUGGAGCGGAAUCUGCGGUCUUCUAGGCGGCUCGCACAAGAUCGACGCCAACAACGCAGUCAGCACCUGGACGGACGGUUUCAUUGUGAAUCUUGGCACCCCGGAGAAACACAACAAGCUGGUCAGGCCGCAAGAGCUGGACAACUGGCACGUCGACGGCGACUUUUUCGUCCACUAUCUCGACUCGCCUGAGCAAGCGCUGCUCGUGAUUCCUUUGUGGACAGACAUCGUUCCCGGCGGCGGGGGCACGAUGAUUUGUCCGGCCGCGAUCCCUCACAUUGCCAAGCACCUGUAUGAAAACCCCGAGGGAGUGAGCCCGCGCAUGACACCACGGAGCGAGAACCCCGAGUUCACGCAAGAGCAGGGGCUGCAGUGGUACAUUGAUCUAGCCAAGACGAUGAAAGACGAGGACUUUGUGGAAGUCACAGGUGUGGUAGGAGAUGUGUUCUUACUGCACCCAUUCAUGCUGCACAGCGCGAGUAACAACAUGUUGAGGAAGGUGCGGGUCAUCACCAAUCCGCCGGUCAGCGUCAAGGAUCCAUUUGUGUUUGACAGGGAGGAUGGUGAUUACAGCGCGGUGGAGCGCAAGACCCUGCGAGCGCUGGGCAAAGACACACUAGUAGGAUGGAAGAUUGAAGCUGAGAGGCAGAUGAUCGUGCCGGAGAGGGUCAAGAUCCAGGAGAGGAUGAAAAAAGAGGAGGAGGAGAGGUUGAAGAAGUUGAAAGAGAGGAAGGAGAGUGCGGAAGUCUCGAAACAGGUACCUACUGUUGCUUAG
Molecule: messenger RNA, 1008 nt
Organism: Ascochyta rabiei
Lineage: Eukaryota; Fungi; Ascomycota; Dothideomycetes; Pleosporales; Didymellaceae
Exons: 2
Coding region: 1-1008 (335 amino acids)
Source: RefSeq, a predicted model, not a curated record